AUGUGUUAAUUUUUUCGCAUGAAAUUGUUUGUCUUUAUCCUUUUGUUUUACAGCUACAUUUUACUUAUUAUUAUAAAUUCAAAUUAAAGUGAUCAAAUACAAGGAAAAUAUUCUAUUUAGUCAACUCAUUAUUUAUUAAAUUAAGUGUGUUAUUUGCUAAACUAGCGCAUUUGUUGCAAAAACUUCUUGAAAAAGCUUCUAAGUUAGUGGCAGAUCCAUUUAAAAAUACUUUGUUUUAAAUCUGCUUAAUAAAGAAGGGUGAAAUUAUCUCAGACUAAAAUGAUUUUUCAUCUAAUAAAUCUAAAACUAAUUAAUCAUAUGAUUCUUUAAUUUUUUCUAAUUAAGUAAUAAAUAAUUUUUGAUCUUUCUUUUCUUAUUGGUUAUGGUAAUUAAUAUCACGCUCUAUUUAUUAAUCGAAAUUUUAUAAAUAAUUUUCGCUUUCAGAAGAAAAUGAAUCUGAUUCUUCAGAAUAUUAGCUGUUUGAACUUUCAAUUUGAUGCUACUCAUCAAUCUCUUAUUCAUCUUAAUUAUUUACUUCUACUUUAUUCUAUUGAUAUUACAAAAACUAAAGAGCCGUAGAAAUUAACUCAAUCUAUUAGUCAAUCACUCGAGUCAGAUUUUUUUAUGAAAAAAUAAAAAUUUUUAUCAAGUCAUUUUUCUUUGAAGAAAUUUAUUGAUCAUUUAAAUAUAAAUGCUACUGAUCUUGAUAUUUGA
Molecule: messenger RNA, 714 nt
Organism: Tetrahymena thermophila SB210
Lineage: Eukaryota; Ciliophora; Oligohymenophorea; Hymenostomatida; Tetrahymenidae
Product: transmembrane protein, putative
Exons: 1
Source: RefSeq, a predicted model, not a curated record